Molecule: messenger RNA, 843 nt
Organism: Hordeum vulgare subsp. vulgare (domesticated barley)
Lineage: Eukaryota; Viridiplantae; Streptophyta; Magnoliopsida; Poales; Poaceae
Product: phosphomethylethanolamine N-methyltransferase-like
Exons: 4
Coding region: 445-717 (90 amino acids)
Source: RefSeq, a predicted model, not a curated record
UUGCAGAUUUUACUUGGGCCGUGGUAGCCUUGGGGAGGGGAUCCUUCAUGGAGGGGAUCCUCCCCAGGAGGGGACCUUCCCUUCGAGCAAGCGGAGAUCCUCCCGUGGAGGGGAUCCCCCGUAGUCCAGCCCCGGCGCGGCGGCCUCUCCUUUUCGGGUCACGCGUUUUCUUGGUUCCGGCGACGGAGGAGGGCAGGACAUAGGGGGAGGAGCGCGCCUGGAUGAGCUGCUUCUCCUGCUUCAGCCCUACCGUCGAGGCAGAGGUCGGCAAGCCAGGGCCGGACGCAAAGGACGUGCGAGGCAAGGAUGGCGCCGCCCCAGAUCGCGCCGGAUCAGGCUCGCGGUGAAGAAGAGCAAGGCCGAGAAGGAGUCCAACAGGCCCAAGCGCCCCCGAGCGCCUUCUUCGUCUUUAUGUGAGUUCCCAGGCUCGGCUCGUCGUUGCUCAUGGUUCAAUUCGCCUUGUUUUCCUGUGGUGUGGUGUGGCGUCGCAUCCUGACCGAGGAUUUGCUCAUGAAUGAAAGCAUAAAUGGCCAUUACGAAAAUGCAUCCUUCAUGUGUGCUACAUCUCCGGACCUGGUGAUUGAGGACAACUCGAUUGAUCUCAUAUUUUCAAACUGGCUACUGAUGUAUCUUUCAGACGAGGAGGUUGACAAGUUGUGGCAUCUCGAGAAUGUCUCAAAGGAGAGUGGAAUGAAGUCCAUUGUAAUGUUGGGAUAGUAGCAGAUGUGCCAUUGUUUUAUUGUGCAAUUCUGUGCGUUCUUGCUAUAUUUAUGUGUAAGGAAAUGUAUUCAUGAGAUGAGUUAUUGUAUUAUGUAAACCUGGGAGAUGUAUUAUGUGAUGUUA